AUGGUCAAACUUGAGCCAGAUAUGCCGACCCCGGACUCGCCUGAGUUGGAAACUCUGACCUUCGAGCCACCUGGAAUCAAAGCAACCUUUCAAGGAAUCGUUGUUCCAAGUAGGACCGUGGUCAAGAAUGAAAUCAACACAAACUCGGCAGAAGUUAGUGACUACGAGACACCCGAGACAAGUGAGGCCGCCACACCUGCUGAGAUCAAGCUUGAUUACAAGGCCACCAGGAUCAGUGCAACUGAUAGAGUGAAGGAAUUGCAGAGAUCCAAGAAGCGAGGUCGACCCUCAAGACCAAUAAACAUCAGUGACUCGGAGGACUUGGACUUGCGUCUCGACGAUGCAAAAUUCGCUGCUCAGAUACAGGCGGAAGAGUGGGAUCUAUCAGACGAAGCACCACCCACAAAGCGUCUCAAGCCUGGUCGCAGGUCAAUGCAGGAGCUUGACGAAUCUGACACGACUGAGAGCGAGUACGAUUUCAUGCCGUCGAAGCUCAAGUCACGCAAGCACAAGGGUAAGGCCAAGGCCAAGGCAAUACAAAUCGACAGCGACGAUAACGUGCCCUUGCUCCAUCACCGCUCAAAACCCAAAGCUCUUCCAUCAUCAGCUCCUCCACGUACGUUCCUUGUCGAUAGCGACGGCUCUGAACUUAGUGAUCCCGAGGAUGUUUCUGAUUUUGAUGACGAUGUCACCUCUACUAUUGCUGAUACUAGUGAUAACAGCAUUGAAGAUGUCGCCGUUGUCCCUCAGUCUCAAUCCUUCCGCGCAGGUGAGAGCUGGCAGGAACGAAGAGCCAGACUAUACGACGAAAAGCGUCUGAAGCGAGCGAAAAGAGAGAGAACUCGACUCGAAACUCAGCAUCCCGAAAUCAAGACCAUGUGGAAAGACCUCGAGAAUGAUCCUCCAAUAACACCUGUUACAGCUGAGCAACCCAUUCAUAUCAACAGAAAGCUGAAGCCUUUCCAAUUGCAAGGGCUCGAUUGGAUGCAGAAACAGGAGCAGACUCAUUACAAAGGUGGCCUGCUUGGUGACGAGAUGGGUAUGGGCAAGACCAUUCAAGCCUGCUCUCUCAUCAUGUCAGACUUUCCUGCUAAGCAGCCUACACUGGUCGUUGUUCCACCUGUCGCCCUCAUGCAGUGGCAAUCAGAAAUCACUGAUUACACUAGUGGUGCUCUCAAUGUUCUGGUUUACCAUAUCUCUGCUAAUCCAAAGUGCAAGCUUCUGUCCAAGAAGGAUUUGCAAAAGUACAAUGUCAUAAUGAUCUCUUACUCAGGCCUCGAGUCCAUCUAUCGAAAAGAAAACAAAGGCUGGGCGCGUGGUAGCGGCAUCGUCAAAGAGGACAGCAUCAUUCAUGCCAUCAAGUAUCAUCGAGUCAUCCUUGACGAGGCUCACAGCAUUAAGCAGAGAACAGCCGGUGUUGCCAAAGCUUGUUUCGCUCUCAAAGCCAACUACAAAUGGUGUCUGUCUGGCACGCCUGUCCAAAACAGAAUCGGCGAAUUCUUCUCACUGCUCCGCUUCUUGAACGUCCGACCGUUUGCAUGCUACUUCUGCAAGCAAUGUCCAUGUGCUGAGUUGCAUUGGGAACAAGAUCAGCAGAAGGUCUGCGUCAAGUGCAAGCACAGCGGCUUUAACCAUGUCUCUGUGUUCAACCAGGAAAUCCUCAACCCUAUCACUGGAGGUGCUGAUGAUGAGAUUCGCCAGGCAGGAUUUCACAAGCUACGCCUGAUUACAGAUCGCAUCAUGCUUCGACGACUCAAGCGUGAUCAUACUUCCUCCAUGGAGCUACCACCCAAAGAAGUUAUCAUUCACAACGAGUUCUUUGGUGAAGUCGAACGAGACUUCUCCACGUCCAUCAUGUCCAACUCGGCCCGCAAAUUCGAUACCUAUGUCGCACAAGGUGUUAUGCUCAACAACUACGCCAACAUCUUCGGCUUGAUCAUGCAAAUGAGACAGGUCGCGGAUCAUCCUGACUUGCUUCUUCGACGACAUGCUGAGGGAGGUCAGAACAUUCUGGUAUGCUGCAUCUGUGAUGAGCCAGCAGAAGAGGCUAUCAGAUCGAAAUGUCGACAUGAAUUUUGUCGUCAAUGUGCAAAGACAUACAUCCAGUCCUUCCAGGACGCCGACGCUGAUUGUCCCACUUGUCACAUUCCACUAGCCAUUGAUUGGGAGCAACCAGACAUUGAACAGGACGAGGAGAACGUCAAGAAGAACAGUAUUAUCAACCGAAUCAAGAUGGAGAAUUGGACCAGCAGUACCAAGAUCGAGAUGCUCGUCUAUGAUCUUUACAAACUCCGAAGCAAGAAACAAACCCACAAGAGUAUCGUCUUCUCUCAGUUCACCUCUAUGCUGCAGCUCGUCCAGUGGAGACUACAGAAGUCCGGCUUCUCUACUGUUCUUCUCGACGGCAGUAUGACCCCAGCCCAACGACAAAAAAGCAUCGAACACUUCAUGACCAAUGUCGACGUUGAAGUCUUCUUGGUGUCUCUCAAAGCUGGUGGUGUAGCUCUCAAUCUCACUGAAGCCUCCCGGGUAUUCAUCAUUGAUCCUUGGUGGAAUCCAGCUGCAGAGUGGCAGUCGGCUGACAGAUGUCACAGAAUUGGUCAACGACGACCUUGUGUGAUUACGAGACUUUGCAUCGAGGACUCGGUGGAGAGCCGUAUCGUGCUUUUGCAGGAAAAGAAAGCCAACCUCAUCAACGGCACCAUUAAUAACGACAAGGUCGCUAUGGAGAAGUUGACACCUGAAGAUAUGCAAUUCUUGUUCCGUGGUUCUUGA
This is a messenger RNA of Lithohypha guttulata, 2775 nucleotides long. RefSeq names its product DNA repair protein rad16 (gene RAD16). Gene Ontology annotation, biological process: nucleotide-excision repair. The record is from RefSeq and is a predicted model, not a curated record. Gene Ontology annotation, molecular function: ATP-dependent chromatin remodeler activity; metal ion binding; ATP binding. The transcript is spliced from 2 exons. Gene Ontology annotation, cellular component: nucleus. The coding region runs from base 1 to 2775 and encodes 924 amino acids. NCBI's taxonomy places the organism in Eukaryota, Fungi, Ascomycota, Eurotiomycetes, Chaetothyriales, Trichomeriaceae.